AUGGGUGUUUUUGAAGAAGCAAAAAUUCGCCUCUCGGACAUUCAGAAACGAAUCAUGCGAGUACGAGACGCUGGAGAUGCGCUAAACAAGAUACCGGUCACCAGGUCGGACAAAACCAAGUUUCGAAUGAUGUAUGCCACCGUUCCGCGGAUUAAGGAGGAAUUCGAGGAACAGCUGUCGGUUGUAAUAAAACAACUCGGGAAACCGGAAAAAGACCAAAAGUCCGAAGUAGAUAUCACUUCACCUGAGGACAUUCGUGAUAAGUUUGACGAAGUGUAUUUUGAAGUGAUGAUUGCGGCAGAUGAGCAUAUACCAGUUUUACUUCAACAUCCGAAUGCCGACGAAACCUUUAUCAGUACAUCUCAAAAUCGAGAUAGACGCGAUGUGAUACCACUGGAAAAGCUAUCAAUACCGAGGUUUGGAGGAGAUCCGAAGCAAUUUACCAGUUUUAGAAAUUUGUUUGACAUUGCGGUACACAACAAUACUAACCUGCCACCUGUUCUUAAGUUCAGCUAUUUAAAAAGUUACCUGGAAGGCGAGCCGUUAGCGCUUAUAUCCAAUUUGAUGCUAAGUGACGAUAACUACACUCUAGCGCUAACAGUUUUGGACAAACGCUAUGCAAACCGUCGGAUAAUUGCACAGAGUCACUUGAACCAACUUUGGACGAUGCCAAAAGCAAUGUUCGGUGAUGCUAAAUCUAUCCGCCAGAUGCUGAACACGAUCACGGAGUCGGUUGGAGCGCUCGCAAACCAAAAUUACUCCGUGGAUCAAUGGGACCCAAUCUUGCUACAUUUAUUUGAAUUAAAGUUGGACUCUCAACUUCGUGCUCAAUGGGAAUUAAUAGUAGAUACCGCGGAUGAUCCAAGUAUGAACAACUUUACCAUGUUCUUAUCAAAAUUUUGCAAUGCUGCUAUCGCUGGCCAAUCUGGCAAAGAACAGGAAAAACCAAAUAAAAAACCAUAUGGGAAAACUGUCACGUUGCAUGCCGGAAAGCCAGACUCACGUGAGAAUAGAAGGCAAUUCACCUGUCAGGUCUGCAAUACAACACCUGGUCACCUGUUGAUUGCUUGCACGGUAUUCAAAGAGAAAACACCAAAGGAUCGGUACCAAAUAAUUAAAGACCUUAGGCGUUGUUUCUUGUGUUUUAGCGAGCACCCAGUGAGUCAGUGUAAACACACCCGAGUAUGUUUGAAAUGCAAGGGGCGACAUCAUUCCCUAUUACAUUUCGAAAAUACCUCAGACGCUCAACCAACGACCAUAGUGAAUACCACGGAACCCCAACCCACUACCACCGUGAACAGUAUGUUUUCAUACGACAAGAGGGUCAACUCCUGUGUACUUAUGUCUACGAUGGCUGUAUUAGUACAGGAUAGUAGUGGACAAUAUCAAGAGGCGCGAGCGCUUUUAGACAGCGGCAGUCAAAGCAGUUUCCUCACGGAACAUUGUCGUAACAGGUUAGGGGUGACACGGGAUAAAUGCAGUGUAGCUGUGCAAGCUAUGGCCGGCCUACAGGUACCGCCGAUAAAAGCACGUACUCAAAUUAUCAUUAGACCCGUACGGCGUGACACGCCUCUCUUCACAGUUGAGACUUUCAUACUACCUCGCAUCACCGGACUCAUUCCGUCUGAACGCGUCGUGAAGACUGAGUGGGCGCAUAUACAGGGUCUGGACCUAGCCGAUCCCCGAUAUGACGAACCACUACCGAUAGACAUUCUCCUUGGAGCUGAUGUUUUUCCUUAUAUCAUAAGUGGAGAUCGACGAGAAGGUACCGUCAAUCAACCUGUGGCGCUUAAAACCGUGUUUGGAUGGGUGCUCAUGGGACGGUCAGCCCCAAAUCCGUCAAAUAGUACGACUUCACUUUUCGCGUCCAUAGACCCCAUCGACCAAAUACUGCGCAAGUUUUGGGAAAUUGAAGAGCUCCCUACGGCGGAAAAGACCAGUCCAGCAGAACAAAAAUGCGAAGAGAUCUAUCGUACCACUACUACUCGACAGGCGGAUGGUCGAUAUAUAGUACAUCUGCCAUUCACCCAGGAUCCACCUCCUAUUGGGGAAUCAUACCAUCUAGCACACACACGGCUCAUACAUCUGGAAUCUAGGCUUUCAAAAUCCACGGAGCAUAGACAGGAUUAUAACGGGGCCAUGCAAGAUUAUUUAGAUUCCGGACAUAUGAAUUAUGUAGACAACACUGAGGACAUUGAUAACACAUCUUUUUACAUACCACACCACGGUGUAGUGAAACCCGGAAGUUCGACUACCAAACUCCGUGUUGUUUACGAUGCGUCAGCCCUAUCUUCAAAUGGAAAAUCGCUAAAUGAUUACUUGUUUAUGGGGCCCAAACUUCAACAGGAUCUACCAGGAAUCAUUUUACGUUUUCGUUUGCACGCAGUAGUGUUCACCACCGAUAUCAAGCAGAUGUUCCGGCAGAUUUUUGUCACUCCAAAACAUAGACCAUACCAACGCCUUCUUUUCCGAUUCCAGCCCUCGGACCCUGUUCAGACGUACGAAAUGUCCACGGUUACAUUUGGCCAACGAUCAUCUCCAUUCCUUGCAAUUAGAACAUUACAUCAAUUAGCUGAGGAUGAAGCCAAAGCAUACCCUAAUGUGCAAAAGGUCAUAUAUCAAGACCUCUACGUGGACGAUGUCGUUACCGGAGCCGACUCGGAAGAAGAGGCUCUCAAACUCCAACAAGAGGUUAUAAAAGUAUUUGAGCGUGGGAAGUUCGAGCUCCGAAAGUGGUCCAGCAAUGCACCCGCAUUAUUAGAGGCCGUUCCGAUUGAACAUCGUAAAACCGAUAAUUUUACCUUCGAUGAACCGCAGUCAGAUUACACCAAGGUUCUCGGUCUAAAAUGGGAACCUAAUCUGGAUAUGUUGUCCUACCAAUACCGACCGAAUCCCGUGCGUUUUACCAAACGAGCUAUUCUUUCGGAGAUAGCCCGAAUUUAUGACCCCAUCGGCCUACUCACUCCAGUCAUUACCAAUCUCAAACGACUGAUGAAGUAUUUGUGGUCAAUUGGGGUGGGGUGGGAUGAGAGAAUACCUGACGAUGCCAUCGAUGCUUGGACACGUUACCACGAAGAAUUGCCACUAAUUGGAUCUAUUCGGAUACGGCGUCGAGCAACUACACCUGGAGCUACGUAUGAAAUCCACGGAUUUUGCGAUAGCUCAGAAAACGCUUACGCCGCCGCGGUAUAUCUUUUAGCGCGAGAACCAAAUGGCAUCAGUCACUGCCAACUGUUAAUGGGAAAGUCUAAGGUGGCUCCGGAAAAAAGACUUUCAAUUCCACGACUUGAGUUAUGUGGGGCGGUAUUACUUGCUCGCUGCCUGGAACAUAUCAGUACCAACCUAAAUGCCAUUCCAAUUGAAGCCACGACUGCAUGGUCCGAUUCAACCGUAGUCUUGGCUUGGAUUCAGACACCUACAGCAAAACUCAAGACGUUUGUGGCAAAUCGAGUUGCCAAAAUUCAGCACAUGACGUCCCCGAAGAUUUGGAGACACGUACCUACAGCACAUAACCCUGCAGACUGUGCGUCCCGAGGCGUAACCCCAAAAGAGCUAGUGGACCAUCAGAUUUGGUGGGGCGGUUCAGUAUUUCUCACCCAACCAACAAAUACCUGGCCUCCGGUGACACCUACCACGUGUCUGGAUAAGAUGGAACAUCAAGUCGAGGAGAAACAGCUUGCUCUUUUAAUCACUAAGCCCGUAGAGGAAUGUCAACUAUUGUAUGCAUCAGCAGAACUUCCGAAAGUUCUACGUCUCACCGCCUAUUGGUUACGAUUUAGAAGAAAUCUGUCACACCAACCCAUCUCCUUUGAUCAUUCCAAACCACCAGGAGCAAAGGAAAAGGAGGAAGCAUUGCACGCCCUAAUCCGAUGGGUCCAAAAGGUACAUUUCGCAGAGGAUUUGAAACGUCUCACGUCAGGAGAGCCCUGUACCCAUAAACUGCUAUUACUUGGAACUUAUCUAGAUUCGGAAGAGGGUCUUCUCAGGGUGGGCGGUCGCCUCCGGUCCUCUGACCUUCCAUAUGAGACAAAGCAUCCCAUCCUGUUACCAAAACAAUCUCCAUUAACUGUCCUACUCAUUGAUUACAUCCACCGCCUGCAUUGUCAUCCUGGGGCGCAAACCACCCAAAAUAUUUUGCACCAAAAGUUUUGGAUAAUAGCGGCCCGAGGCGCCAUUCGUAAACAUCUCCGCCAGUGCAUACCCUGUUUCCGCACCAGACCAAAACCGAUGCAACCGAGCAUGGGAGAUUUACCCCGACCACGACUAGUCGGAACUAAGGUUUUUACACAUGUAGGAGUGGAUUUCGCCGGACCGUUUUUGGUAAAGGCUGCCUUACUCCGACGUGUACAGACAACCAAGGGUUAUUUAUGUAUUUUCGUUUGCAUGGCCACUCGAGCAGUACACUUAGAGCUGGUAAGUGAUUUAUCUACAACACUCUUCCUGGCCGCUCUUAACCGCUUCGUCAGUCGCCGUGGUAGAUGCACCGAUCUGUACAGUGAUUGCGGAACUAAUUUUGUAGGAGCGAAAAACUACAUGGAAGACGUCAAGCGGCUCCUCAGCUCCUCCGAAAUAACCGCGGGUAUAAGCAAUGUGCACAUCCAAUGGCACCUGAAUCCCCCAGCUGCUCCGCAUAUGGGCGGGCUGUGGGAAGCGGCCGUUAAAUCCGCCAAGACCCUGUUACACCGUACAAUUCAGGAACAGGUAUUGACUUAUGAAGAACUGAACACCGUUUUCCACCGCAUAGAAGCAAUUCUCAAUUCACGGCCAUUAGGAGCUAUGUCGUCAGAUCCAAACGAUCUUCAAACCCUCACUGCCGGACAUUUUCUCACGAUGGAACCCCUUGUAACUGUCCCAGUCCCAGAUCCACUACACCCGGGACCUAGACUUACGUUACAACAACGAUGGACACUUGUGCAACACAUACAAAAACAUUUCUGGGAUCGAUGGUCAAAAGAAUAUCUGCACACAAUUUCAGUUCGCUCAAAAUGGGGCAAAGACCAAUGCAAUCUUGAACCUGGGGACCUAGUAAUUAUAAAAGAGCCGACACCACCUCUUACCUGGAAGACUGCACGGGUGAUGGAAGUACACCCAGGAGAGGAUAAGAUUGUACGCGUUGCUACAGUUCGAACUGCAAAUCGAACGGUGAUCAAACGUCCGGUGGUAAAAUUGUGUCGCUUACCACUCGUAUUGUGA
This is a messenger RNA of Macrosiphum euphorbiae (potato aphid), 5193 nucleotides long. Lineage: Eukaryota; Metazoa; Arthropoda; Insecta; Hemiptera; Aphididae. The record is from the annotation of a GenBank genome assembly.